This is a messenger RNA of Dothidotthia symphoricarpi CBS 119687, 3260 nucleotides long. RefSeq lists its product as uncharacterized. The record is from RefSeq and is a predicted model, not a curated record. Bases 379 to 2994 code for a protein of 871 amino acids. The transcript has 4 exons. Gene Ontology annotation, molecular function: DNA binding; zinc ion binding; DNA-binding transcription factor activity, RNA polymerase II-specific. NCBI's taxonomy places the organism in Eukaryota, Fungi, Ascomycota, Dothideomycetes, Pleosporales, Dothidotthiaceae. Gene Ontology annotation, biological process: regulation of DNA-templated transcription; DNA-templated transcription.
CGCGGGGUUAUCAACGUUACCCAUCCACAUUGAAAAACGACCACGAAAGAAGGACUCGCGAAAGAAGAGAACUGCAGAUACAAGUUACAACCGGGAGGAAAUAAUCGCGUGGCUUGGCCUACGUUAUCCAGGAUCUUCGUAUUGGAAUGCUUCAGCCACGUGAAUUCAUCACAACUCGCCCAGAGUUUCGAUUGGUACAAGCGGCAUAAGGGGUAUUGGAGUAAAUACAAAGAUAUACACGAAUGGUCGAUAUUUUUAAUCCGGAGUUUGAAACCUUACGCAUCACUAGCCCUUCUCACCGGAACCCAUACGUCCGUAAGGCGGCUGUGACACGCAGACCUUGCAUACACCAACCUGCAACAAGUCAUCCACUUAGCAAUGUCUGAUCCCGGGUAUCAUGCAAAUUUUGUCCACGGAACCACGCAUUCCUCUCCACCAGUUACGGAAAAGGCAUCACCCAACUCACAACCACGCACCCGUCGCCGAAAUCGUCUGAUCACAUCUUGCCUUGAGUGUCGACGUCGCAAACUCAAGUGCGACAAAAUUCAGCCAUGUUGCAAUUGUACCAAGGCCUGUCGUUCCUGCCUGUUCAUCGCUCCAGGCCUCGACCCGGAAGCCCAAGCGAAACUUGCAGAAGUCAAAGAGAAGAUGGGAAUUCUGGAGCGAAGUCUGGAAGACGAUGUAGUGCGAGGAAGCCGACUCAGACCCGGAAACGAAUUUGGGGCCGCCAGGCCUGUUAGCCUUCCAGACAGCGACGAAGAGGACAACGAGGAUACAAAAGACCCGGACUUGUCGCAUUUUGCCACUGAAGACGCUGCAUACUAUGAAGACGAUGAGGAAGGUAACGAUGAUGUAGUCGACAUCGGGAUUGCAAUGGGUAGAAUUCGAAUAACAGACAGGAUUGGCGGCCUUGUUCGUCCUAGGCUUUCUGAAGAGCUUGCCCAGAUACUCAAGGAAAUUCCCCAGUACGAAAAUCCUCGGCCAAACUCGGGUUUGAAGCAGUCCCCCAUGAGCUGGGUAGCCCCAAGUCGAGACUAUGUUGCUCCCUCGUCGGGAUUCUUUUUUGCUCCAGGCAUUGAGCGCAAAUCAUUGAUGAAUUACCUGCCGUCAAAAGCUUUGGCCGACAAGCUUAUUGCACACUACUGGGAAGCCGUGCAUGUUAUUGCCCGGACCGUUCAUCGUCCCUCAUUUGAAAGGCAAUACGACCGUUUCUGGAUGAACAUCACUGCAGGUGUUGAGCCUCGCACCUCAUUCCAGGCCGUUGUCUUCGCGGCUUUACUCAGUGCAAUCAUUUCCAUGUCAGAAGGUAAAGUACUGACCGAGUUUGGUGUCAACAAGCAAAACCUGGUGGACAAUUUCAGAGAAGGGACUGAAGCAGCACUCGGCAGGGCUAACUUAUUGCGCACUACAAAGCUGGAGACGCUCCAAGCGUUUGUAAUGUAUCUAAUUCCUCUCUGCCGUAUCGAGGUUUCUCGUGCACACUCAGCCUUGACCGGAACCUGCAUUCGCUUGGCUGAAUGCAUGGGUCUUCACCGCGAUCCUACUACAUACAGCACCUCGCCCAUUGAGAUCCAAGUCCGCCGCCUCAUCUGGUUCCAGAUUUGUUUCCUUGACAUUCGGACAUGUGAGGCUACAGGACCACGUCCGCAAAUUCGGCCCGACGACUACGACACACAAUUUCCAUUGAACAUUGACGACAUUGAUCUCGAUCGCGCAGAGAGUGGAGAUGAAGAGGUCAACGUCCAGGAGGAUAGGCCGUACUUUACCGACAUGACCAUCAGUCGUAUGCGAUUUGAGUGCUACGAGAUGCAUAGAUUUCUAUGGAAUCAACGACCGAAAUUAGAGAAGAUAAAAGUUCGUGGUGAUCGCAAGGUUACCAUCACUUCACUCCUCUCACGAAUCCAGCAAUUCAGAGCCUCGAUGGAGAAGACCUAUCUCCCAAUGCUUAGCAAGUCCGUACCGCUGCACGCUCUCGCAUCUGAAAUGUACGGUAUUGCCUCAAACAGACUAUACAUAAACAUUCUACAGAAGUAUACGAGCAGCGAUCGACACAAAAUGCCUGAUCGCUUACGUCAGGUCAUGCUGAGUGCGGCAGUAAUGAUCCUCGAACACAGUAUGGCCAUCGAGCAACCUGCUUUGGCGACUUGGUCUUGGUAUGUCGGCGCCUUGCAUCAGUUUCAAGUCGCAAUUCUCAUAACAAAUGAGUGGUAUGCUGGGAAGCGCGAGCCGGGUAUGGAACAGCGCAUCUGGAAGGUCUUGGACUUUGCGUUCGACAUUCCGAGCGGUAUGUCGAGUAACGAUAAAAUCAGGAUGAUCAUGGAAGACAUGGUAGGGAAAACUCAAAUCUACGCAAGCAUGAAGAGAUGGAGAGCCCCGAUUGCCAUGCCGCUACCAGGACCAAGGAAACACACUCCAGGCUGGCAAGCCAGGCAGAGAGAGGGAAGGGAGGACAGGAGACGUAGUGAGAAUCUGCAGUCUUCAGGGAGCGGUAGUGACAAUACUAGAACAAGUGCGAAUGAAAGUUCGUCUGAGCAACAGAUGUCGCCACAGCAGCAGUCACAUAAUCAGCAGUACUAUCAGUAUCAGCAACAUCCGCAACGCCAACAUCAGCAGCCACCAGGCCAGACACUUGCCUUUCCAGGAGCGAUGCCUGUAGUGGAGUGGGGCACCUUCGAUAUGCCAACAUCAACAACAAACUUCCAACCACCCACGUCUGGUCCAGAAUUUGGCGGUUAUGCACCUACAACGUCCGCGGCGAAUCUGAUGCCAAACCCCAACUCAAGUCCGUACCAAGGAGGAAACACCAACAGUCCCGGAACAGCCAUGCCUGGAGCUGGCCCUGUAGAUGCCCUCAACGACAUUGACCUAAAUGAAGUCGAGCAGCUUUUUGGCACGGCCGAAAUGGGUGCGGGAAAUAUGCUGAUUCCACCGUACUCAUUCCCUCCCUUCUCGCACAAUGAUCUUCAAUGGUCGGUGCAGGAGCGGCUGUCAUAGACUGGCUUUUGGCGAUCAAGCAUGGUUUUGAUAGUUGGGAGCUAGAACGGAUCAGUGUGAUCUGGAAGAGAAGGCCGUACAUAUUCUGCUUAUGGUAGACGUCUUUCGAGGCGUUGAGAAUGUGUUCGGAUGGCUGGAUCUGGUUGUGAAGCAUACGAGCGAGGUGUGCGCUUCUUCAAUGACUUAUCUGGCCAGUCAAACGAGUCUGUUGAACGAGCGAAUGCACAUUACAAUAGCCAAGUCAAAGAUUUAUUCAAUCUAUUCAG